AUGUCUUUUCUGGGUGCCCUCAAGCUCUCGGAUAGCUGGGAUUCCCGUAUGCUCCUUCUGGCUUUUCCUGUAAUCCCGGCUUUGACAUAUCUCAUCACCUCACUCCAAGCACGACAUGAUUUGGUACGCUCAAAAUCCAAUGUCAAAGAUGUUGCCAAAAAUCCCCCAACCGUGCCAUUUUCUAUACCUGGCCUCGCCCAUACGAUACCCUUUGCCUUUAGGACAGUCCCCUAUCUCAACAGUCUCCUGACGAGUUUUGGAAACAUCCCUCUGCUCCUCCGAGUUGCUGGAAUGCCCAUGUACUUCAUCCCUCAAGGGGAAACCAUCAGGGAUCUCUUCAGGAACUCGCGAGUCUUGUCCAAGUACAGCGUGGGAAUCAUGCUAAAGCGCCAGUUCGGCAUGAAGGAAGAAGACAUCGCCGUUUGGGCAGCAGACAAGUCUGGUAUCUCCCCUCACCCUGCCCCUGGGUACGAGAGCAUCGCCCCGGAAAAGCGCCUUUGGUAUAUUAUCCAUCGAGACCUACACAAUCAACUCUCUGGAUCAGCUAUCAAUGUAAUGACGGCAAAGUUUACCGAGAUUCUCACCGAGAGCAUGGAAAACAACACUAAUAUCAAGCAUGACUAUUGGAUGGUAAUGCCGGACUUGUACAAGUUUCUUCGAGAAGAGAUAUUCAAGGCAGCCGUUCAAUCCUUGUGUGGUACGGGGCUGCUUGAGCUUUGUCCGACGUUUGUCGAUGAUUUCUGGGCCUACGACGAUGCAUUCCCUACAAUAUUUAGAAAGGUACCGAGAUUCUUCGCGCCGAGGGCAUACGCGGCACGCGAGAAAAUGCUUCAAAACCUGAAACGGUGGCAUGAGUGGGCAGCGGCCAAGUUUGACUGGACCUCACGAGACGCUCUUGAAGCCGAUUGGGAGCCUAUAUACGGUUCGAAAAUCUCGAGAGCCCGAGCGUUAAUGCUGAGGAAUUCGGGGAUGAGUAUCGAUGGAUGGGCAGCUCUUGACGUUGGAUUUGUCUGGACGGUGAACGCCAACUCUAUCCCGGCCGCAAUCUGGGCUGUUCUGGACAUUAUCCGGACUGAGGGGCUUAGGGAGCGAGUCAUGGCCGAGACGGAGCCUUGCUUCACCGCGGAUAGCUUUGAUUUCGAUGUUUUGAGACUCUGUUCACAGCCGUUGCUUAACUCCAUCUACAUGGAGGAGCUACGUCUACGAGCCGCUGCAACAGUGACCCGGCAGAUUGUCACUGAUGACUUUCGCCUCGGACGGUGGAAAUUCCACAAAGGUGCGAAUAUUUUCGCGAUACCAUGGUUCGGCGGAAGGGACGAGACCUUCUGGAACACGGGCAGGAUCGAUGACCCUCGCGCCGUAUCACGAUUUUGGGCUGAACGGUUCCUGGAAUAUCCUGAUGAUCCAGCCAGCGGACCGAUACGAAAGCACGAUCAACCUGAAAUCUACCAGAGUCCGGGACCGGAGAAGGCCACGAAGUCGAUGACGGCGGAAGAUGACAGGGACGCGAAACUCGUGUCAACAGGCCUUGAGAGUCACUACUUCCCGUUCGGAGGCGGGCCUAAGAUCUGCCCGGGGAGAUUCUUUGCGAAACAGGAGAUUAUGGCAACGGUUGCGGUGUUGCUGAGGGCCUACGAAAUGGAGCUCAUCGAUCCGGUCGCUGCGGAGAAUGUUGGUGAGGACAUGGCGAGGUUCCCCCUUGGAACCCUGCCGCCUAAGGGAAGCAUUCCGUUUAGAAUUCGACGGAGACGGUUGUAA
Molecule: messenger RNA, 1758 nt
Organism: Scedosporium apiospermum
Lineage: Eukaryota; Fungi; Ascomycota; Sordariomycetes; Microascales; Microascaceae
Exons: 3
Coding region: 1-1758 (585 amino acids)
Molecular function (GO): iron ion binding; steroid hydroxylase activity; oxidoreductase activity, acting on paired donors, with incorporation or reduction of molecular oxygen
Source: RefSeq, a predicted model, not a curated record